Messenger RNA from Truncatella angustata, 873 nucleotides. RefSeq names its product RTA1 like protein-domain-containing protein. Gene Ontology annotation, cellular component: membrane. The coding region runs from base 1 to 873 and encodes 290 amino acids. The transcript has 2 exons. Lineage: Eukaryota; Fungi; Ascomycota; Sordariomycetes; Amphisphaeriales; Sporocadaceae. The record is from RefSeq and is a predicted model, not a curated record.
AUGCAGCCUGAUCACCCUCCUUUCGGGCCCGUCGUCAAUGGUUCUAUGAUCGUCGUGUUUUGGGAGUACCGUCCUAGUGAGCCCCCGGCUCUUGCCUUCAUGGCACUUUUUAGUAUGGCCGCACUUGGGCACUUGGUGUAUAUUUUCAUGUUCCGCGCCUGGUUCUUCGUCCCGUUUUUCCUCGGAUGUAUUGCCGAAGUUUUUGGCUACUACGGCCGCUAUCUUUCCCACGCCCAGCCUAACGUCGCCGGCCCCUGGAUCCUUCAGAACCUCCUCCUCCUCUCGGCCCCGCCAUUCCUCGCCGCCUCGCUCUAUAUGUCGCUCGGCCGCAUCAUCGUCGCCCUCAACGCCGCCGAGUACAUCUUCAUAAGCCCGCGCUGGCUCACAAAGCUCUACGUCCUCAUCGACAUUGGCUGCAUCGCCUCCCAGCUGAUUGGGUCAACUGUCACUGCGUCCGGGGAUCCGUCCUCCUUUGCGCUAUCCAGGGCCCUCCUCUUGGGUGGCUUAAUCACCCAGUUGGUGGCAUUGCUUAUCUUUAUGCUGUUCGCCUGGCGUGUUUAUCACGGGCUGAAGUGCGAUCUCGGCAACGGCUCUGGUAUAAGCCCCUUUUCCCAGGACCCAGCGGUCCACUGGGAAAAACACCUUCUGGCAGUGAUGGCGGUGACGUUCCUCAUCUUGAUUCGAAGCGUUGUUCGUGCUAUUGAAUUUCUGCAGGGUACGGAUGGUUACGUAGCCUCUCGUGAAAUAUUCAUCUACCUCUUCGACGCGGCGUUUAUAUUGAUGGUCGUGUUGAUAUUUCUGAUCAUCUACCCUGGAAGACUGGUACGGGAUUCAAGGCGUUUGGAACACAGAGACGGGUGGGUGAAAUUUUGA